Messenger RNA from Aspergillus aculeatus ATCC 16872, 2547 nucleotides. Its product is annotated as nucleoporin NDC1. Gene Ontology annotation, molecular function: spindle pole body-nuclear membrane anchor activity. The transcript is spliced from 3 exons. Bases 172 to 2157 code for a protein of 661 amino acids. Gene Ontology annotation, biological process: spindle pole body localization; nuclear pore organization. Gene Ontology annotation, cellular component: spindle pole body; nuclear pore transmembrane ring. Lineage: Eukaryota; Fungi; Ascomycota; Eurotiomycetes; Eurotiales; Aspergillaceae. The record is from RefSeq and is a predicted model, not a curated record.
CCCGCUGCCCGCUUUGCCUCGACUGAGCUCCAAUUCAAUACGCUUGGGGCUUCAAUUAUUGCAAGGCAUACCUGCUACCCAUUCUGCAGCUACUCUGAUCAUGCGGUGAACUUGAUUCAUCCUUCUCUACCUAGAGAUCAUCCCAUCACACUUUAGAUCCCAACCCUCAUCAUGGCUGCUGCACGGCCUCGCCCUUAUCGGCGCAUAUUGACCUCGGCCCUGCACAGAAGAUUUGUGCAUGCGUCUGCACUGGCGCUGUUAGUCUGCUACAUUGUUGCAUUUGCCCUUGGUGAGAAAUCAUCAUUCUUCUGGUCAUGGUUUCCAAUAGGAGCAUGUGGUAUUCGAACAGUUCUACUCUCUCUCUGCAGCCUUGUCAUCUUUGUCCUGCGUGUUGGUCAGAUGCACCUUGGCGCAAGGACGACCGCCUCGUCAAUCAGUACACUCAAGCAACUUCUUCCGUUCGAUGCUUUCCAGACCUUCGGAUGGUACAUGUUCUCAGCCUGGUGGUUCAACGAGAUCUACAGAUGGUCUUCGCCGCUUAGUGCGCACUUGGAAUGGGUGAACCGAGCCAGACCUCACGAACGCGCAAGUCUCAACGAACGGGCUAUAUACCUUUACACCUAUCACCUCGUGCUAGCAGUCAUACAAUCGCUUUUUCACCUAUACGAUGAUUAUGACCGAGUUCCUGUCCCAGUCGCCAAACGGUCUGAGAAGGACAAAGGUGCAGUUCAGUCCACUGCCAAACGCAUCCAGGCUGAAUUCCUGCCGACCAUUGUUGGCGGAAUCAAGAGGAGUUUGUUCGUUGCUUUGGCUUGCCCUCUGGCGUACUCCAUUCUUCUCCGUCGUUAUGCGUGGAGUACCGCUUUGUAUUUUGCCAAACUCUUCUGGGAUAUCCCCAGGUCCGCCGCUCAUCCGCCAGGCUUUCUUCCACCGAUCACACCGGGAAUCAUCUUCAGGUCAAUGGUCUCAGGAGCACUUCUGAUGCUUUGUUGGCAGAGCGCCAAUCUUUUCUUUUCCAUAUUUUUGAGCAAAGAGCCCCUCAAGCGCGGCCAGCCUUUGACAGCCGAUGCUAAAGACCCCAACGGCAGCUUGCUUACCGGCCUCAAAGCGAAGAAGGAGACGGUUCGAGCCUUUGCAUUCUGGGAACUACUUUUGAUCAGCCAGCAGUUUCCUGAUCGUCGCAAAGCGAUCUUUAAUGAUAUCGACCGCGAAGAAGGGGCAGCCUGGUCUCAGAUUUUCGCCGCGACCACAGAAGUGGUCAAGGGUGUCGCGACCCGAGUCAAACCAAAUGUCGAUGAGAAGGAAUAUCGAGAGACAAGGGAAAAGAAAAGUGCACUUUCCGGUACCGACACUGGCCUACCUCCAAAGGAUGAACUCGUCCUUCGCACUCUCCCUCGACUCACAGACCCGCUAAAGGCGCCAAAUGAGGUUGACAUCUUCGCCCCCGUCCCCAAGACCGCUUCUCACCAGGAGGCUUGGAAUGAGACCAUCAAAUCAUUCGGAAACAACCCCGACUGGACUCCUACCGCCCGCGCCAAAGCUGUUGAUGUCCUGGACCGGGCAUUAUCUGCCGUGCUCAGUCCCGAACAGAAGCAGAAGCUCCUUGCUACUUACAAGGAACUCCUCGAGCGCCUCACUGGUCCCUUGAUGACGUGCAAGCCCGAAGACCUGCACCCUCUCAUGGCACAAGCCCUUCGCACUCCAAUCGGCCGCCAUUUCCAACAUACUUACGCCCGUCGCUUGUCCGGUAUCGUCCUUGGCACACCCCACGCCAAUAUAUGCUCCAUUGUCCACUCCAUCGAUUCUAUUACUGGUCUCUCCAUCAAGAGUCUCGAAGAGGAUUCCUACGGUAAAGUCCAAGCCGAUGUUCCUGCCCUCAUCCGUCUGUUCACCGAAACCAUCCAAACCCUAGAGCCGUUCAUCAACGGCGGUCUGGACGCGCACUGGACGGACGUCGAUUUCCCACCUUCCAGCAAUCCGGAGGCGCAGGCUCAGGCUCGUCGGGUUCCUGAUGUGGAUCUAGUCCUGACGACGCUCAAACACUCUCUGAAAGAUAUCCUGUCCGCAUUCAACAAAUAUUUCACCGUGAUGGACUUAGAUGCUAGGGACCUCCGGCUAGCCGAGGAGGCCGCUGGCGUGGUUGAUGCGGGUCUGUAAAACACCAUUUCCUCCGCAAACAGUUUUCCACCUGCGGGUCUUCAAUGAUGGAAGAUACUGUGCUGUGAUGAGUUUCCAAGGUAAACUUGGUUCUCCUGUUUUUGACUCAUCUGAUUUCAGAAGAUGAGCUUCUGGGCCGUUUCCUUUUUCUACCCUUUGUCGAAUAUUCCAAAAAAGGGCUAUUGUUUUGUUUGAAAAGUUGAGGCUUAGACCUAGAGUCAGUCCUGACUGUUAUGUAUGCAUUUCUCUGGCGUUAGUUGGGCAGGUAGUUAUCAGUGGAUUACUGUAUUCCAGAAUUUGAGAGGGCAACAUGUACUGUAUACUUGUCACAUGACAUCACCAAGAGUGGACUAUUUUCUCCGCACCCAAACUAUCUCACUUGUCCCUUCC